Lycium barbarum (goji berry) is the source of this 1331-nucleotide messenger RNA. Its product is annotated as iron-sulfur cluster co-chaperone protein HscB homolog. NCBI's taxonomy places the organism in Eukaryota, Viridiplantae, Streptophyta, Magnoliopsida, Solanales, Solanaceae. The coding region runs from base 55 to 867 and encodes 270 amino acids. Gene Ontology annotation, molecular function: protein-folding chaperone binding; ATPase activator activity. Gene Ontology annotation, biological process: protein complex oligomerization; [2Fe-2S] cluster assembly. The transcript is spliced from 7 exons. The record is from RefSeq and is a predicted model, not a curated record.
UGAAGAUUAAAGAAAUUUCCACACUUCAUCAAGUUUCUCCAAAACCUCAUUAAAAUGUUGAUGAAAAAGCUGAAAAUUUUAACACCAUUUUUAUCACAAAAACUAUUACUAAAAAGGGAAAUAACAAUUUCUUCUAAAACCCAAUUAGAUUUCCAUGUUUAUUCAUCAGUUUCUCCACAAGUAGAGCCACAAUUUCCUCAUUUUUUACAACCCCAAAGGCUUAAUUUUCUUGAAAACAAUUUGGGGUUUUCUCAAAGAACACUUUUUUGUUCUGAAGCUGCUAAAAAGAUUUAUUGUUGGAAUUGUAAUUUUGUUUCAUCAAAUACAACACCCUUUCUUGUUUGUACUGCUUGUGGGUGUGUACAACCUGUUGAUCAAUCUGUUGAUUAUUUCCAAAUAUUUGGAUUGGAGAAAAAGUAUGGAAUUGAGGGGGAGAAUCUCGAGCGCAAGUACAAAGACUGGCAGAGGAAGCUACAUCCAGACUUGGUUCAUACAAAAUCUCAGAAAGAAAGGGAUUAUGCUGCUGAACAGUCUGCUCGUGUAAUCGAUGCCUAUCGCACACUAACUGACCCAUUAUCAAGGGCAAUAUACAUUUUGAAGUUGGAAGGUGUGCACGUGGAUGAAGAGGAAAAGAUUGACGAUAUAGAGUUGCUGACUGAGAUGAUGGAACUCAGGGAAACUGUUGAAGAGGCUGCUGACUCGCAAGCACUAAAACAAAUCCAGGGGCAGAUACAAGCAAAGUUCGAACAAUCAUCCAUCUCUUUUGCAGACGCCUUACAAAGUAGAAAGUAUGAAGAAGCUUUGGCUGCAAUCCGUAAGAUGACUUACUACAAGCGUGCAAAUGAAGAGAUUGUGAAGAAGCUCUAGUGCAAUGGAAGCAUGAAGCUGUGGUUUGGGAGUGAGAUGCAACUAGACUCAAUCAGACGAACCCGGAGCAUGAGUAAGGUGAAAAAGACGACAAUAAGUUGAUCUGAUGAAGUUGGGUUCUCACUUGUUCCGGUUGAUCUAGUCGCCUACCAUUCUUUCCAACACAACCCCAAAAAUGUACACUAUUGAAUGUUGACAAAAUAAUAGCCAAGAGCGACGAUAGCAGUGUGAAUACCUGAUCUCUCUGAGUCAUUGAUGGAUGAUCCUGGUGGAUUUUUCACAGUUACUAUUUAUAUGAAAUGAAAACAGAAUAAGAAUAUGUCGAGAGCAGCGAUUUGAAAUGUUACAUUUAAAUUACUGAAAGUUGACUUGGAACUAUAGCAACUCCAUUUUUAAUGACUUAUAAGCUGGCUUCUAUUAGUUUUCUUCCAAGAAUAUCAUGAAAUUGCACCUUAUUAAGACAA